UUCACAUACGUUUACUUUCAGUGUAUUUUUUGGUGCCGUUUGAGGUAGUCGGUAGAAUUAAAAUAUAAAGUUAGUCUCAUACUCGUAGAAGAAUUUAACGGAAGCAAACUGCCACUUGGGGAAAUAAUAAUUAUAAUCUUCUUAAUGAAGCAUAUUAUUUAAACAAGUGUAUAGCGGGAUACAAAAUGGUGAGAUCCGUUGCAAUCAUAACUAUCAGCGAUAGCUGUUUCAAGGACAACUCUAAAGAUACAUCGGGACCAAUUCUAUUAGAAAUCAUUAACAAGAAGUUUCCCGAAGCAAACAUUCACUCAAUAAUUGUGCCCGACGAGAAGGAAAUAAUCGAGAGGGAACUAAAAUACUUUAGCAGAUCAAACAUUGAUUUGGUGCUAACCACAGGAGGUACGGGCUUGAGUCCUAGAGAUGUGACACCUGAAGCCACAAAAGCUGUUAUACAGAGGGAGGUGCCAGCAAUACCAGUAGCUAUGACCAUGUCUAGCUUACAAAAGACACCCAUGGCCAUGCUAUCCAGAGCGGUAGCGGGCAUCAGGGACAAAACUCUCAUCAUUAACUUCCCCGGUAGUAAGAAAGCUGUAGUGGAGUGCUAUGAUGUAGUCAGCUCUGUUUUGUCUCAUGCUAUAACAUUAAUAAAUAAUGAGCUAGAGGAAGUGAGAAAUGUCCAUGACAAAAUGCAGUCUAAUCAUGUCUGUCCCCAUAACAAAGUGAGCAAUGUAGACAUAUCGAAGGUGGCUCUCAGACCCAGAGAAUCCCCGUUCCCAAUGCUGGAAAUGCCCGAAGCCUUCAAUAUAGUAGAUGCUGUUAUGUUGCAGUGGGUGGAGGGGAUAGAAAUUUUACCAUUAUAUGAGUGUAUAGGCAGGGUGGUGGCUCAAGAUCUCAUAUCCAAGGAGCCUAUGCCACCGUUUCCGGCUUCUGUGAAGGAUGGUUACGCGUGUCUAAGCUACGAUGGUGCGGGCGUACGUACGGUGCGUGCCGCCGUAACUGCGGGCGAGACGCCGGCCACGCCCCUUGCGACGGGCGAGUGCGCGCGCGUCAACACCGGCGCGCCAAUACCGCUCGGCGCUGAUUGUGUUGUUCAGGUGGAGGACACUAAGCUGAUCAAGGCGUCAGAAGACCACCAGACGGAGUUGGAGGUGGAGAUACUGGUGGCGCCGCAGCCGCACCAGGACGUGCGGCCUAUUGGACAAGAUAUACCAUCCGGCUCGCUUAUUGUUAAAAAGGGCGAUGUAAUCAGCGCGGCGCAAAUCGGCAUUCUGGCGGGAGCAGGCUACAAGGAAGUUCCCGUGCUGACAUACCCCAAGGUGGGUGUAAUGUCAACGGGCAACGAGCUCCAGGAGCCCACGGACAGCAACCUGCGACCUUCCCACAUCCGAGACUCCAACCGCACUAUGCUGAAGGCGUUGUUGAAUGAGCACGGGUACUCGAGCGUGGACUGCGGUAUAGCGCGCGAUGAGCCGGGCGAGCUGGCACGCGCGCUAGCGGCGGCGCUGGCGCGAGUCGACUUGCUCGUGUGCACCGGCGGCGUGUCUAUGGGCGAGCGAGACCUGCUCAAGCCUGUGCUCAUUAAUGACUUCAAUGCUACAAUUCAUUUCGGCCGAGUGCGAAUGAAGCCGGGCAAGCCUAGUACUUUCGCCACUUGUCAAGUUAGAGGCAAAACCAAGUUCAUAUUCGCUCUACCUGGUAACCCGGUAUCAGCGUACGUGUGCGGCCAGCUGUUCGCGGUGCGCGCACUACGGGCAUGUACGAGGCGCACGGGCGGGUUCGCACGCAUGGGCGUACGCCUCGAGCGUGCACAUAGACUCGACCCGAGACCGGAGUACGCGCGAGCUCAGCUACAAUUUCCAGCGUUGGAUGAGCUGCCCGUAGCAACUAUGUUGGGCAACCAGUGUAGCAGCAGGCUGUUGAGUGCUUGCGGUGCGAGUGUGCUGCUGGAGCUGCCGGGCGCCACCGAAGACGUCAAGGAGUUGGCCGCUGGGACGAUUGUACCCGCCCUCAUUAUUGGCAGAAUAGACAACCUAAGUACUUUAUAAUAAUAAUAAAAAAAUCUUU
Aricia agestis (brown argus) is the source of this 2064-nucleotide messenger RNA. It is a transcript of the gene cin, whose product is annotated as gephyrin. The coding region runs from base 186 to 2045 and encodes 619 amino acids. The transcript has 11 exons. Gene Ontology annotation, molecular function: molybdopterin molybdotransferase activity. Gene Ontology annotation, biological process: gamma-aminobutyric acid receptor clustering; molybdenum incorporation into molybdenum-molybdopterin complex; Mo-molybdopterin cofactor biosynthetic process. Gene Ontology annotation, cellular component: cytoplasm; postsynaptic specialization; postsynaptic membrane. The record is from RefSeq and is a predicted model, not a curated record. NCBI's taxonomy places the organism in Eukaryota, Metazoa, Arthropoda, Insecta, Lepidoptera, Lycaenidae.